AGGGAGGAGAGCAGAGACAAGCGAGAGCGAGAGAGAGAGACGAAAGAAAAGGAGAGCGAGUAGCCGGAUCCACGUCUGCCUUGGCCAAGUAUUUCUCGCCAUGUCUUCAAAUUUCUUCCGAGGAACCACGGCAGAACAAGAUAGUCGUUGGGGCGAUGCAGAGAAGAAGCUUCUGCGCCGAACGAAGUUUAGCAAAGUGUUGGAACAGAAGGUCAACAUGAAGAAGGUCAAUAUGGACGUGAUGCAGCGAUGGAUCGCGCAGCGGAUAACGUCGCUGCUCGGAUUUGAGGACGACAUUGUGGUGGGCACAUGCAUCAACUACCUGUCGGAGGAGGGGAAGCUGGACCCGAAGAAGCUACAGCUGCAGCUCACAGGAUUCCUGGAGAAGUCCACUGGGAUGUUCAUGGAAGAGCUUUGGGGACUCUUGGUGGACGCUCAAAGUAGCCUAGGGGGGAUUCCGUCAGCAUUUCUUCAGGACAAGAAACAAGAACUACUCCAACAGAAGGAACAGGAGGCCAAGCAAGAAGAGGAGCUACGCAGGAGGAUGGUGGAACAUCAGCAGGAGCUGGAACGGACCGCCGCGUUAGCACAGGCACAUGCACCAACGGAGCAAGAUGCUAGCUCGAGCGCUGCGCCAAUCCUGACUCGCCCGGGCAAAAGGCGCGCGAGCCGUUGGGGUGUUUCUCAAGUCAGUGUCGCGACAACAUCAGACGCGACGACCCCAGAUGCGGAAAAAGUCGUUGUCCCAGGCACUGAUGCUCCUGCUGCCGUUGGUGGCGACUCUGAAAUGGUGAGGUUAAACUUGGUUGGUGCUCGCACGGCGAGUUGGCUUUUGAGUCCCUCCACCAAACGAAAACGAAAACAUCAUCGAUCGAUGAUGCGUUUGGCAUGCACCCCUUGUCGUUGUCCAACCGCGGGUGACAAUUCAGCAUUUUUUUGGGAAUCCUAG
This is a messenger RNA of Ectocarpus siliculosus, 949 nucleotides long. NCBI's taxonomy places the organism in Eukaryota, Phaeophyceae, Ectocarpales, Ectocarpaceae. The record is from the annotation of a GenBank genome assembly.